Lodderomyces pseudojiufengensis is the source of this 1908-nucleotide messenger RNA. RefSeq lists its product as uncharacterized. NCBI's taxonomy places the organism in Eukaryota, Fungi, Ascomycota, Pichiomycetes, Serinales, Debaryomycetaceae. The coding region runs from base 1 to 1908 and encodes 635 amino acids. The record is from RefSeq and is a predicted model, not a curated record. The transcript has a single exon. Gene Ontology annotation, molecular function: protein binding.
AUGGCUAAAAAGGAUAAGAAAUCAAAAGAAGCUAAAAAACUACGAGCAGCUGAGAAACAAAAGAAAAAUGAAAAUAAAGCUGAAUCUAAAAAUAAAAAGUUAGCAAAAAAAUUGAAUGAUGGAGAAGAAGAAGAAGAUGAUGAUAUAGAUACAAUAUUAGCAAAUUAUCAAAAGGAACAAGAAGAAUAUAAUGAAAUUAAAGUAGAAAUACUAGAAACUCAUCCUUCAAAAAGGCUUAACCCUACAAUCAUCUCAAAUCCUGUACAUACAAAAAAGGAGCUCAUACUAUUUGGUGGAGAAAGUGUUUUAGAAGGUAGUAAGACUUCACAUUUUUACAAUGAUCUAUAUACGUACUCAAUCGAUAAUGAUACAUGGAGAAAAAUAACAUCAAAAAAUUCACCAUUACCAAGAUCAUCUCAUGCCAUGUGUUCUCAUCCAUCAGGAAUUGCAUUAUUAUUUGGUGGAGAAUUUUCAUCACCAAAACAAUCAACAUUUUAUCAUUAUGGUGAUACUUGGAUAUUAGAUUGUGAUACAAAAGAAUGGCAAAAAUUAGAAUUUAAAAAAUCACCACUGGCAAGAUCAGGUCAUAGAUUAAUUGUUUGGAAAAAUUUUAUAAUUUUACAUGGUGGGUUCCGAGAUUUAGGAACUUUUACAACUUAUCUUAAUGAUUUAUGGGUAUUUGAUGUAACUGAUUUUAAAUGGUAUCAAGUUGAAUUUUCACCAAAUCAUCCUAUUCCUGACGCAAGAUCUGGACAUUCAUUUAUACCUUGUAAUGAAGGUGGUGUUAUUAAUGGUGGAUAUACUAAAGUUAAAGCAAGAAAAGGUUUACAAAAGGGUAAAGUUUUAAAUGAUUGUUGGUUAUUAAAAAUGAAAAGUGAUAUAAAAAAUAUUAAAUUUGAAAGAAGGAAAAAACAAGGUCAAUUACCAUCACCAAGAGUUGGUUGUUCAUUAGUAUAUCAUAAAAAUAGAGGAAUAUUAUUUGGAGGAGUUUAUGAUUAUGAAGAAAGUGAAGAACAAUUAGAUUCUGAAUUUUAUAAUCAAUUAUAUUCAUAUCAUAUUGAAAAUAAUCGAUGGUAUAAUUUAACUUUAAGACCUUUAAGAAAUAAAAAAAGAGAAGUAAUAAAAGAAAAAACAAGAGAUGAAGAUUUAGAAGAUAUUUUGAAUUCAAUAUUAUUAAAAGCAAAUUUAAAUGAUGAUGAAGAAGAUGAUAAAAAGGAUUUAGAAGAAAUUCAAAAGACUAAAGAACAAGAAGAAGAAGAUGAAGAUAAUUCAAAUAAGGAAAUGAAAGAAUAUCCAAUAAUGAAUCAACUACCUCAUCCUAGAUUCAAUGCAACUACUUGUGUUGUUGAUGAUCAAUUAUAUAUAUUUGGAGGGAUUUUUGAAAGAGGUGAACAAGAAUUUAAUUUAUAUUCAUUUUAUUCAAUUGAUUUGGGUAGAUUAGAUGGUGUUAAAGUAUUUUGGGAAGAUUUAUCUGAAUUAGAGAAAGCAAUUGAAGAUUCUGAGGAAGAAUAUUCUGAUGACGAUGAAUAUGAUGAAGAGAAUGAUAAGGAUGAUAAGGACGAAGAAGAUGAAGAAGAUGAAGAAGAGGAAAAAGAAGAAGCUGAAGAAGAAGAGAUAGCAGAAGAGGAAGAAUUUCCUGAUCCAAGACCAUGGUUACCACAUCCAAAACCAUUUGAAUCUUUAAGAUCAUUUUAUAUUAGAACAGGUGCUCAAUUUUUAGAAUGGUCAAUAUCAUCUCAUAGAGAUGCUCGUGGUAAAUAUUUGAAAAAAAUUGCAUUUGAUUUAUGUGAAGAUAGAUUUUGGGAAAGAAGAGAAGCUGUUAGUGUUGCUGAAGAUAAUUUAGAAGAAAUGGGUGGAGUUGGUGAAGUUAUUGAAAAAGAUACUUCCAAGUUUACUAAAAGAAGAUAA